Lodderomyces orthopsilosis Co 90-125 is the source of this 774-nucleotide messenger RNA. It is a transcript of the gene ADH4, whose product is annotated as Adh4p. Lineage: Eukaryota; Fungi; Ascomycota; Pichiomycetes; Serinales; Debaryomycetaceae. The coding region runs from base 1 to 774 and encodes 257 amino acids. The transcript has a single exon. The record is from RefSeq and is a predicted model, not a curated record.
AUGUCUGUCUCAUUAGCUCCACAACAUCAAAUCAAAGGUCAAACUGCAAUUAUUACCGGUGGCACCAAGAACUUGGGUGCCGAAACCGCCAAAGAAUUGGCAAAACUAGGUACCAACUUGUUCUUACACUAUAGAUCCAACCCAGAAGAAGCUAAGAAAUUCCAAGCUGAAUUGACUAAACAAUAUAGUGACAUUAAAGUUGAGAUUCACCAGGGAGAUUUAAAAACUGCUCAAGAUUUAACCAAUUUAUUCAAGGCUGCCAAAACCGCGUUCCCCAAGGGUAUUGAUAUUGCUAUUAACAAUGUUGGACAAGUUAUUAAGAAACCAUUGACUGAAUUCACAGAAGAAGAAUUUGAUUCCUUGGAUUUGAAGAAUAAUAAAGUUGCCUUUUUCUUUAUUAAAGAAGCUGGUUUGAAUUUGAAUGAUAAUGGUAGAAUUGUAUCACUAACCACUUCACUAUUAGCUGCAUAUACAGAAUACUAUGGGGGCUAUCAAGGUACCAAAGCUGGAGUUGAAUUCUAUUCUAAAGCAGCAUCAAAGGAGUUGCAUUCAAGAGGUAUUACUUCAAAUUGUGUUAGCCCUGGACCAAUGGAAACUCCAUUUUUGAUCAAUUCCGAACAAAAGGAAAGUGUUGAAUUUUUCAAGACUGUUGGGUUACAUGGUAAAUUGACUCAAACUGGUGACAUUGUUCCUAUUAUUCGGUUUUUGGUUACUGAAGGGACUUGGAUUACUGGACAAAAUAUCUUUGCUUCGGGUGGUUUCACUGCUCGUUAG